Pyrenophora tritici-repentis Pt-1C-BFP is the source of this 264-nucleotide messenger RNA. RefSeq names its product conidiation-specific protein 6. Lineage: Eukaryota; Fungi; Ascomycota; Dothideomycetes; Pleosporales; Pleosporaceae. The record is from RefSeq and is a predicted model, not a curated record. Gene Ontology annotation, cellular component: cytoplasm.
AUGUCUAACCCAGGAAACGUUAUCGGAGGCCACAAGGCCAAUCUCAACAACCCCAACACUUCCGACGAAGCCAAGCAGCACUCCAAAGAGGUCCUCUCAAGCAUCGACAACGGCGGUGAGGUUCCUACGUCAAACUCCAGCUCAAGCGGCGGAGAGAAGAACCCCAACAACGUUGCUGGUGGCCUCAAGGCUACUCUAAACAACCCUAACACCUCGGACGAAGCCAAGCAGAGCGCUAAGGAGAGGCUUGGAGAGAUGAACUAG